Messenger RNA from Hemicordylus capensis (graceful crag lizard), 3070 nucleotides. Its product is annotated as protein argonaute-1. The record is from RefSeq and is a predicted model, not a curated record. The transcript has 19 exons. Lineage: Eukaryota; Metazoa; Chordata; Lepidosauria; Squamata; Cordylidae. Bases 78 to 2657 code for a protein of 859 amino acids. Gene Ontology annotation, molecular function: RNA binding; protein binding.
CCCUCCGCCCUCCCAGACACCAACCAGCCCCCCCACGACUCCCCCGCUAGGCUCGGGGCACCGCCCGCGUGGAUGGGAUGGAAGCGGGACCCUCGGGAGCAGCAGCUGCUGCGGGCACUUACCUGCCCCCCCUGCAGCAGGUGUUUCAAGCUCCUCGCCGGCCCGGGAUAGGAACCGUUGGGAAGCCCAUCAAACUCUUGGCCAACUACUUUGAAGUGGACAUUCCCAAGAUCGAUGUCUACCACUAUGAAGUGGACAUCAAGCCGGACAAGUGCCCCCGCAGAGUCAACAGGGAGGUGGUGGAAUACAUGGUACAACACUUCAAACCUCAGAUCUUUGGAGAUCGGAAGCCAGUGUACGAUGGGAAAAAGAACAUUUACACCGUCACUGCCCUGCCUAUUGGAAACGAAAGAGUUGACUUUGAGGUAACAAUUCCGGGAGAAGGCAAGGACCGAAUCUUCAAAGUGUCCAUUAAAUGGAUGGCCAUCGUGAGCUGGCGGAUGUUGCAUGAAGCCCUGGUGAGCGGCCAGAUCCCUGUUCCCCUGGAAUCCGUUCAGGCCCUUGAUGUUGCCAUGAGGCAUCUGGCCUCCAUGAGGUACACCCCAGUGGGCCGUUCCUUCUUCUCUCCUCCUGAAGGAUACUAUCACCCGCUGGGAGGAGGUCGGGAAGUCUGGUUUGGUUUCCACCAGUCCGUCAGACCGGCCAUGUGGAAGAUGAUGCUGAAUAUUGACGUGUCAGCCACAGCGUUCUACAAGGCCCAGCCUGUGAUUGAGUUCAUGUGUGAAGUCCUGGAUAUCCGGAACAUUGAUGAGCAGCCGAAGCCCCUUACUGACUCGCAGAGAGUGCGUUUCACCAAGGAGAUCAAAGGUUUGAAAGUGGAGGUAACUCACUGCGGGCAGAUGAAGAGGAAAUACAGAGUGUGUAACGUGACCCGGCGGCCAGCGAGUCACCAAACGUUCCCUCUGCAGCUGGAAAGCGGUCAGACGGUGGAGUGCACAGUAGCUCAAUACUUCAAGCAGAAAUACAACCUCCAGUUGAAGUACCCCCACCUGCCUUGUCUUCAGGUUGGCCAAGAGCAGAAGCACACGUACCUGCCUCUAGAGGUGUGUAACAUUGUAGCUGGCCAACGGUGUAUCAAGAAACUAACGGACAAUCAGACCUCCACCAUGAUCAAAGCAACAGCGAGGUCUGCCCCGGAUAGGCAAGAAGAGAUCAGUCGACUGAUGAAGAACGCCAGUUAUAACUUGGACCCCUACAUCCAGGAGUUUGGCAUAAAGGUGAAGGAUGACAUGACGGAAGUAACUGGACGCGUCUUGCCAGCCCCAAUCUUGCAGUAUGGAGGCCGGAACCGGGCCAUCGCCACCCCCAACCAGGGGGUUUGGGACAUGCGGGGGAAGCAGUUCUACAAUGGCAUUGAAAUCAAAGUGUGGGCGAUUGCUUGCUUUGCCCCUCAGAAGCAGUGCAGGGAAGAGGUGUUGAAGAACUUCACAGACCAGCUGCGCAAGAUCUCCAAGGACGCGGGGAUGCCCAUCCAAGGCCAGCCGUGCUUCUGCAAAUAUGCACAGGGUGCCGACAGCGUGGAGCCCAUGUUCCGGCACCUUAAAAACACGUAUUCUGGGCUCCAGCUUAUCAUAGUCAUCCUUCCGGGAAAGACGCCGGUGUAUGCGGAGGUGAAGCGAGUGGGCGACACGCUCCUGGGAAUGGCCACUCAGUGUGUGCAGGUGAAGAAUGUGGUGAAGACAUCGCCACAGACCCUGUCCAACCUCUGCCUCAAGAUCAACGUCAAACUCGGAGGGAUCAACAACAUCCUGGUGCCCCACCAGCGCUCUGCAGUCUUUCAACAGCCAGUAAUAUUCCUUGGAGCUGACGUGACUCAUCCGCCAGCAGGAGACGGGAAGAAGCCCUCCAUAACGGCUGUGGUGGGCAGCAUGGAUGCCCAUCCCAGCCGCUAUUGCGCCACUGUGCGGGUGCAGCGGCCGCGCCAGGAGAUCAUUGAAGACCUGUCGUACAUGGUGAGAGAGCUCCUCAUCCAGUUCUACAAGUCCACCCGCUUCAAGCCCACCCGCAUCAUUUUCUACCGCGACGGCGUGCCCGAGGGGCAACUCCCACAGAUCCUUCACUAUGAGCUCCUGGCCAUCCGGGAUGCCUGCAUUAAAUUGGAAAAAGAUUACCAGCCGGGCAUCACGUACAUCGUUGUCCAAAAGCGGCAUCACACUCGUCUCUUCUGUGCUGACAAGAAUGAGAGGAUUGGCAAAAGUGGGAACAUCCCAGCAGGAACCACAGUGGAUACGAAUAUUACACAUCCCUUUGAGUUUGACUUCUAUCUGUGCAGUCAUGCUGGCAUUCAGGGUACGAGCAGACCUUCCCAUUAUUACGUUCUUUGGGACGACAACCGGUUUACAGCAGAUGAACUCCAGAUCCUCACCUACCAGCUCUGCCACACUUAUGUCCGCUGCACCCGCUCCGUCUCCAUCCCAGCACCAGCAUACUAUGCCCGCUUGGUGGCAUUUCGGGCACGAUACCACCUCGUGGACAAAGAGCAUGACAGUGGAGAAGGGAGUCACAUAUCUGGCCAGAGCAACGGCAGAGAUCCUCAGGCCUUAGCCAAGGCUGUUCAGGUUCACCAGGACACUUUACGUACCAUGUACUUUGCUUGAAAGCCUAACUUUUUUUACCUCGCUCCAGAAAGCUUUCAGAUUUGUAGGAGCCAUAAUCUUUUUUUUUUAAAGGAAGCAUUGGGAGCAUUGCGUGCACAUCCAAUGAGAAAUCACUGCAGGGCGCAGAUGGCGUUGGAGGCCGGAGACCAGCAUCCUCCAGGGCAAAUGCAGGAGAGCCGCUUAACUGACGGACACACCUUUGUAGUAUUUCAAAAGACAGGCUUUGUUCUUCAGGCUUUCCAGUUACCUGACCAAACAGACAAGAAAAGUAUUUAAACAAAGGAAGGAUCCAACUUCCUAUCAAAAGAAAGCUGGUUUUCAUUGGGCGGUGGUGGGGGGCGGGGAAACGUCAUAUUAAACUUCCAACUGUGAAAUCAUUAUUUUGGUCCUCCAAUGCCAAAUCAAACACUGAU